AUAUAUAUAUAUAUAUAUUAGUAAGGGGAAAAGAAAAAUUGUUAGGCAGCCAUGGCAGAUGAGAAUUCUGAGAAUUCAAGGUUUAAUUUAUUACCAGAGGGAUGCAUAGCAAACAUCAUCUCCUUCACUUCCCCUAAAGACGCAUGCACGGCGGCGGCCGUUUCUGUUGGGCUCAAAUCCGCCGCCGAGUCCGACACCGUUUGGGAGCGGUUUCUGCCGCCGGAUUACGUCGAGAUCGUUUCUGGGUCGAGUUCCCCGGUGGCGGCGUAUUCCACCAAAAAAGAACUCUUUUUCUCGCUUUGCGACUCUCCUCUGCUUGUUGAUGGGGGCAAACUGAGUUUGAGAUUGGAUAAAUCCACCGGAAAGAAGUGUUAUAUGUUGUGCUCAAGACAAUUCCAAAUAGCAUGGGGAGACAAUCUUAUGUACUGGACAUGGUCAUCUUUACCAGAUUCAAGAUUUGCUGAGGUGGCUGAACUACAAAGUGUCUUUUGGCUCGGAAUGCGCGCAAUAUUUCAAGCAGAAUUGCUAUCGCCAAACACAAACUACGCAGCGUAUUUAGUCUUUAAACUCAUGGAGGACCACGAAGGGCUCGAUUGUCCCUCAAAGGCAUCGAUUAAGUUCGUAAGAGAAAAAAAUGGAUCCGUGAUUGAAAAGGUGGACAAGACAAUAAGCAAUGUUUACAUAGUCCCGCGUGUAAUGGGGCGAAGAAGAAGAAUAAGAAGAACAAGGGGAGGCUUGCCCGGAACGACUCCCAAUGAUCGAGUUUCGCGUGUUAGAAGCGACGGUUGGCUUGAAAUUGAGUUGGGAGAUUUUUUUAUUUGUGAAGGAGAUAAAUUUGAUAUCCAAAUUGAUGUUUCGGAAACCAAACAUCUUAAUUGGAAAAGGGGUCUCAUUAUCGAAGGGAUCGAGUUACGACCGAAAGAAGUAUCUUGAGCAUUUGGAGAUCUAGUUUAAUAAUGAGCAUCUAUAUAUAUAUAUGCAAAAGUUUCUUUGUUCUUAAAUUUGAAGAAAAUUACAUUUGUA
This is a messenger RNA of Erythranthe guttata (spotted monkey flower), 1023 nucleotides long. RefSeq names its product putative F-box protein PP2-B12. The record is from RefSeq and is a predicted model, not a curated record. Lineage: Eukaryota; Viridiplantae; Streptophyta; Magnoliopsida; Lamiales; Phrymaceae. Gene Ontology annotation, molecular function: protein binding.